AUGGCGAUGAUGAUGACUGGCCGUGUGCUGCUGGUGUGUGCCCUCUGCGUGCUGUGGUGCGGUGCUGCCGGCGGAGUUUAUGCGAGUAAUCUCGAGAACAACGCAGUUAGUCGCUGCAUGGCGUCGGGAGUGUUGAAUACAAAUAAAUCGUAUACGCCGAGCGGAUGCGAAAAAACUGCGCUGACGCUGCCUUUACGAUCUGU
Molecule: messenger RNA, 203 nt
Organism: Trypanosoma cruzi
Lineage: Eukaryota; Euglenozoa; Kinetoplastea; Trypanosomatida; Trypanosomatidae
Product: mucin-associated surface protein (MASP), putative
Exons: 1
Source: RefSeq, a predicted model, not a curated record